AGGGCUUUGCUUGCUACAAUCAUCUAGCACUUUCUCCUCCGUCUCCUCCAAUGGAGACUCAAAACUGACAACAAUAAGCCCAAAAUUUCCCAAUUCUGCCCUUCCCUUUCUUCAACAUCUCCACAUCAAAAAAACAAUGCUAAAACUCCUCUCUUCCACUUCUCGCCAAAUUCACACCCACUUUACAUCCCCGUGUCUCCGGGUCGCCACCGAGUCACAACCGAGCUCCUUUCUGAAGUCUCUGAGUUUACUCACUGGGUUGUCUCAGAGGGGCCAUAAAAGUCCCAGUUUUUAUCAAAGGGCCUUCUUUUGCUCUGAUUCUUCUUCCGGAGAUGGUGGCGAUGGAGGCGGAAUUGUUGAGGUGGAGGUAAGAAGUGGUGCCAGCGAGACGGAGGCUGAAGGUGGAGCUGCGGAUGCCAGUAAUUCCUCGGCUAUUGUGCCUACUAGUCCUAGACCAGAGGAUUAUUUAACGGUGCUGGCGUUGCCAUUGCCACAUAGACCUCUUUUUCCUGGUUUCUACAUGCCAAUUUAUGUGAAGGAUCCUAAAUUAUUGGCAGCUUUACAAGAAAGCAGAAAAAGGCAAGCACCAUAUUGUGGAGCUUUUCUUCUUAAAGACGAGCCAGACACUGAUCCCAGUGUUGUAACUGGAUCUGAAUCAGACAAAAAUAUAUAUGAUCUUAAGGGAAAGGAUCUGUAUAAUCGUCUUCAUGAAGUUGGCACACUUGCUCAGAUCACAACUAUUCAAGGUGACCAGGUUAUCCUUAUUGGUCAUAGGCGACUUCGGAUAACUGAGAUGGUCAGUGAGAAUCCUUUAACUGUUAAAGUUGAUCAUCUCAAGGACAAACCAUAUAACAAGGAUGAUGAUGUUAUAAAGGCAACAUCUUUCGAGGUUAUAUCAACCUUGAGAGAUGUUCUGAAGACAAGUUCACUUUGGAGAGAUCAUGUUCAAACAUAUACACAGCAUGUAGGUGACUUUAAUUUUCCUAGGCUAGCAGAUUUUGGGGCUGCAAUAUCAGGCGCGAACAAGUUGCAGUGCCAAGAAGUGCUUGAAGAGCUGGAUGUGUAUAAACGUUUGAAACUCACACUAGAGUUGGUGAAAAAAGAAAUGGAAAUCAGCAAGAUCCAGGAAUCAAUUGCAAAAGCAAUUGAAGAGAAGAUAAGUGGUGAGCAGCGGCGCUAUUUGUUGAAUGAACAACUUAAAGCCAUAAAGAAGGAACUGGGAUUGGAAACAGAUGACAAAACAGCACUUUCUGCAAAGUUCAGGGAAAGGCUUGAACCAAACAGGGAAAAAAUCCCAGAACAUGUUUUGCAAGUUAUAGAAGAAGAGCUCACGAAGCUGCAGCUUUUAGAGGCUAGUUCAAGUGAAUUUAAUGUCACUCGUAAUUAUUUAGAUUGGUUGACUGCAUUGCCUUGGGGAAAUUACAGCGAUGAAAAUUUUGAUGUUCUACGGGCACAAAAGAUUCUUGACGAAGAUCAUUAUGGAUUAACUGAUGUUAAGGAAAGGAUAUUGGAAUUUAUAGCUGUUGGAAAACUAAGAGGAAUCUCACAAGGAAAAAUUAUCUGUCUCUCUGGCCCACCUGGAGUGGGUAAAACUAGUAUUGGGCGUUCAAUUGCACGUGCAUUAAACCGGAAGUUCUUUCGGUUUUCAGUAGGAGGCUUGUCUGAUGUUGCUGAAAUUAAGGGGCAUCGUCGAACCUAUAUUGGUGCAAUGCCAGGAAAGAUGGUGCAGUGCCUGAAAAAUGUGGGAACUGCUAACCCUCUUGUUCUGAUCGAUGAGAUUGACAAGUUGGGAAGAGGGCACACUGGAGAUCCAGCAAGUGCUUUAUUGGAGCUCCUUGACCCAGAGCAAAAUGCCAAUUUUCUGGACCACUACCUUGAUGUUCCGAUUGACGUAUCAAAGGUUCUUUUUGUGUGCACAGCAAAUGUUUUGGACACGAUACCUAACCCCCUUCUGGAUAGAAUGGAGGUAGUUUCUAUUGCUGGGUAUAUUACAGACGAGAAAGUGCAUAUUGCCAGAGAUUAUUUGGAGAAGGCUACACGCGAAGCAUGUGGCAUCAAGCCUGAGCAGGUUGAAGUAACUGAUGCUGCUCUUCUGGCUCUGAUAGAGAAUUAUUGCCGAGAAGCAGGAGUUCGGAAUCUUCAAAAGCAAAUUGAAAAGAUCUAUCGCAAGAUUGCACUGCAACUUGUGCGGCAAGGAGCGAUAAUUGAACCUGCAGUUCCAGUUGCAGAACUAGAUGCAGAAAAAGUUGAAAGUAUUGAAACCUCCACAGAAUCAGUAGAGGUUAGCAGUAACAAACAAAAUAAUGAAACCCUAGAGGAAGCUGAAAUUGUGCACACAGAUCAAACCCCUGAGGAAGCUGAGAUUGUGCAGACGGAUCCGCAACCUGACAAUGGACAGAGUCCCCUUGAUCAACCUACUGAUUCAAAGGAUACAACUGAAACUGAGAAAAUUGAGGAAAGUGAAGGUACUAAGGCAGUUGAUAAAGUGUUGGUUGACACAUCAAACUUGGCUGAUUUUGUUGGCAAACCUGUUUUCCAUGCUGAACGCAUCUAUGAUCAAACUCCAGUUGGGGUUGUGAUGGGCCUUGCAUGGACUGCAAUGGGAGGUUCCACCUUGUAUAUAGAGACCACUCAGGUUGAGCAAGGAGAUGGGAAAGGAGCCCUUAAUCUUACUGGUCAACUUGGAGAAGUAAUGAAAGAAAGUGCCCAAAUUGCUCACACAGUUGCUAGAGGGAUAUUGCUUGUGAAAGAACCUGAUAACCUCUUCUUUUCUAAUACCAAGCUUCAUCUUCAUGUUCCUGCUGGGGCCACACCAAAAGAUGGACCGAGUGCUGGUUGCACCAUGAUCACAUCCUUUCUAUCUCUUGCCAUGAAGAGGCCUGUCAGAAAAGAUCUAGCAAUGACUGGGGAAGUUACACUAACUGGAAAAAUUCUUCCCAUUGGUGGGGUCAAGGAGAAAACAAUAGCGGCAAGAAGAAGCGAGGUGAAGACCAUCAUAUUCCCAUCAGCAAACAGGCGAGAUUUCGAUGAGCUUUCACCUAAUGUCAAAGAAGGCCUUGAUGUCCACUUUGUAGAUGACUAUGGCCAGAUAUUCGAGUUAGCUUUGGGAUAUGAUGAGAAUGAGAAAAAGUAAACCCUUGUGCUUCUUGAACUAACAGUUUUCUGGGUCCCCAGUUGAAGUGUAUGUGUACUUUGAGACCCUCACUGAGAACUAGACCCAGUUUUGUCCUACAUUAUUGGAUUUCUCAUCAGGAUGGUCUCAGAACAAAGCAGAGCUGAGAUUUCAGCACAUGGGUGGGAGAUGUCAUUGUUUCUUUACUUUUCAAAUUAGUGUAAAUUGAUACCACCCAUUUGUCAAAAGUAUAAUUCUUUUUGAGAACUGUACAUUACGAUACCCACAAAAGAGCCAAUAAUUGACAGCUUAGUUGUGUGUUUUUCCUCCCUCCCCAGUCUCUGAUACAUCGACAGACAUCUGUUUCCGAGAAAAUUACCUUGGACAAUUUAUUGACAGGUUGGCUAGCAACUCUUUUCAUUUUCAUGUUUCCAUGUAAUAUUAUGUCUGCAGAUUGUAUAACAGGAGAAAUUCUAUGAACAAUUUGCCCAUGCUUGUCGAUGGAUGCUCAUCGAUCUUGCGUAGAUCAUACUAAUGAUGAUUUCCUUAGGAUUCAUCAGCU
This is a messenger RNA of Populus nigra (black poplar), 3674 nucleotides long. RefSeq names its product lon protease homolog 1, mitochondrial-like. The transcript is spliced from 20 exons. Gene Ontology annotation, biological process: protein quality control for misfolded or incompletely synthesized proteins; chaperone-mediated protein complex assembly; mitochondrion organization. Gene Ontology annotation, molecular function: serine-type endopeptidase activity; single-stranded DNA binding; ATP hydrolysis activity. The record is from RefSeq and is a predicted model, not a curated record. Lineage: Eukaryota; Viridiplantae; Streptophyta; Magnoliopsida; Malpighiales; Salicaceae. Gene Ontology annotation, cellular component: mitochondrial matrix. The coding region runs from base 137 to 3133 and encodes 998 amino acids.